AUGAGGAAGCAUGGAUGGCAGCUCCCUUAUCAUCCUCUCCAGGUGGUAGCUGUUGCUGUAUUUAUGGCAUUGGGGUUUGCUUUCUAUGUGUUUUUUGCCCCUUUUGUUGGGAAACAGUUGUUUCAAUACGUCGUGAUGGGGAUUUAUUCUCCUCUUAUUGUAUGUGUCGUGGGCCUGUAUAUUUGGUGUGUGGCUGCUGAUCCCGCAGACCCAGGAGUCUUUAAAUCGAAAAAGUAUCUCAAUAUUACAGACAGCAAAAAGGAUAUCCGGCUCAAGGAAUCUAAACUGGGUGAGGGUUCAACUUUGUCAAUACAUGAUGCGAAUAAUGAAGCAAUUGGAGAGAAACAUAUUGAUAAGGGCAUGAAGGACAUGGAUGCAGAACCAGAAGAUCAGACUACUGAAAUAGGAAAGAAUAAUGCAUCAUCUCACCAAAAAGCUUGUUUUAUGCCCUUUUUCGCUUUCCUCCCUUGUGCUUUUAUGUGCAACUGCUGGAGUCCGCUUGAGGAAUCUUCUGAGCAACAAAUGAGCGAGGAUGGCAUGUUCUACUGUAGUUUGUGUGAAGUAGAGGUGUUCAAGUACAGCAAGCAUUGUAGAAUUUGUAACAAGUGCGUUGACCGUUUUGAUCAUCACUGCAGGGUAUUUAAGGAUCAAGCUUUGUGGCUCAACAAUUGUAUAGGCAAAAGGAACUAUCGGAAGUUUUUCACCCUCAUGGGCUCUGCCUUUCUCCUGCUUAUACUUCAGUGGUCAGCUGGAAUACUAGUAUUGAUAUGCUGUUUUCGUGAGCGCAAGAGUUUCUCUGUUGACAUCGCCUCCAAGUUAGGAAGCAGUUUCUCUGUGGUGCCCUUUGUUAUUGUGGUGGCAGUAUGCACCAUAUUGGCCAUGAUUGCAACCCUACCGCUUGCACAACUUUUGUUCUUUCAUGUUCUUCUCAUAAAAAAGGGAAUUAGCACAUAUGAUUACAUUAUUGCUCUGAGGGAGCAAGAGCAACAAGGAGUUGGAGGUCAGCAAAGUCCCCAGAUGUCAUCUGCAAGCUCCCUUACUGGCUUAAGCAGCACAAGCUCUUUCAAUACUUUUCAUGGAGGAGCGUGGUGUACACCUCCACGCCUGUUUCUAGAAGAUCAGUUUGAUGUAGUCCCUCCAGAGACUGGAUCUGUAAAAGAUGUUUCAAAAGUUGCUGCAGAGGCGAGGAAAAGAUCCAAAAUACUGCAACCUGUUGUGAAACGAGAAGCCCCUUAUGGCCUCGAAAUGGAUGGUGACUUUAGCAGCAGUGGACACCGAAUGAUCCCAAGGCCUGAUAAUAAUAGAAGGCGAUCUAGUAAGAGGUUUCGCCUCCCUGCAGAGCUACCCCUUGGAUCCCUGACCAAAGUUCAAAUGAAGAUACUGAAAAUAGCGGAAAUGAUAUGA
Molecule: messenger RNA, 1404 nt
Organism: Ilex paraguariensis (yerba mate)
Lineage: Eukaryota; Viridiplantae; Streptophyta; Magnoliopsida; Aquifoliales; Aquifoliaceae
Source: the annotation of a GenBank genome assembly